Messenger RNA from Phragmites australis (common reed), 1682 nucleotides. Its product is annotated as cytochrome P450 CYP72A616-like. Gene Ontology annotation, molecular function: monooxygenase activity; iron ion binding; oxidoreductase activity, acting on paired donors, with incorporation or reduction of molecular oxygen. Lineage: Eukaryota; Viridiplantae; Streptophyta; Magnoliopsida; Poales; Poaceae. The record is from RefSeq and is a predicted model, not a curated record. Bases 46 to 1632 code for a protein of 528 amino acids. The transcript is spliced from 4 exons.
UCCAUCUCUAGUCAAAGUCCACUUGUAUAUUUAGCUGCAUCAGCAAUGGUUCUUGCAGCGUUGAUCACAGCUGCGGCCUCAGUGCCACGGAGCUUCCUGGUCUGCGGUCUCCUGGGCCUUGUGCUGCUGUGGCAGGGCGGCCGGCUGCUGGACAAGCUGUGGUGGCGGCCGCGGCGGCUGGAGCGAGCUCUGCGCGCGCAGGGCCUCCGCGGCACGUCGUACCGCUUCCUCACCGGCGAUAUCAAGGAGUUCGGCCGGCUCAAUGAGGAGGCCUGGUGUAGGCCGCUGCCGCUGGGGUGCCACGAUAUCGUCCCCCGCGUCACGCCGUUCCUCUACAACAACGUCCGGGAGCACGGCAAGACGUGCUUUUCUUGGUUCGGCCCGAUGCCCAAUGUGACCAUCACCGACCCGGCGUUUGUGAAGGACGUGCUCUCCAAUAAGUUCGGCCACUUCGAGAAGCCCCAGUUCCCGGCUUUGACGAAGUUGCUCUCGGACGGCCUCACGAGCCACGACGGCGAGAAAUGGGUGAAGCACAGGAGGAUCCUCAACCCUGCAUUCCAUCUCGAGAAGCUCAAGCUCAUGCUGCCGGCGUUUUCUGCGUCCUGCGAAGAGCUUGUCAGCAGAUGGACGCAGUCCCUUGGUUCUGACGGUUCAUGCGAGCUGGAUGUCUGGCCGGAGCUCCAGACCCUCACUGGAGAUGUCAUUGCCCGCACCGCAUUCGGGAGUAACUACCUUGAAGGAAGGAGGAUUUUCGAGCUCCAGGCCGAGCAAGCUGAGCGGUUCAUAGGCGCCAUUCAGAAGAUUGUCAUUCCAGGUUACAUGUAUUUGCCUACGAAAAAUAAUAAAAGGAUGCGCCAAAUCAAUAAGGAGGUCAACUUGAUUUUACGAGGUCUAAUUGGAAAAAGAAUUCAAGCUAUGAACGAAGGUGAAAGCACCAACGAUGAUCUGUUGGGCUUACUGCUAGAGUCAAAUAUGAGGGGCACAGAUGAGAGUGGCCAAUCCAGCCUGGGAAUGACCAUCGAAGAUGUCAUCGAGGAGUGCAAGUUGUUCUACUUUGCAGGAAUGGAGACAACGUCGGUGCUGCUGACAUGGACAAUGGUCUUGCUAAGCAUGCACCCGGAGUGGCAGGACCGUGCGAGGGAGGAAGUGAUAGGCCUGUUUGGGAAAAACAAACCAGAAUACGAGGGAUUGAGCCGACUGAAAACCUUGACAAUGAUCCUUCACGAGGUUCUCCGAUUGUACCCGCCGGCCAUUGUGUUCAGCCGAAAAACUUACAAGGAGAUGAAGAUCGGAGGCGUCACGUACCCUGCCGGUGUGAUUGUGGAACUGCCCGUUCUGUUCAUCCACCAUGACUCAGAUACAUGGGGAAGCGACGUGCACGAGUUCAGGCCGGACAGGUUCGCCGAGGGGAUCUCCAAAGCGUCCAGGGAUCCGGGUGCAUUUCUCCCAUUUGGAUGGGGGCCGCGCAUAUGCAUCGGCCAAAACUUCGCGCUUCUUGAGGCCAAGAUGGCGUUGUGCAUGAUCCUUCAGCAAUUUGAGUUUCAGCUCGCGCCAUCGUAUUCUCAUGCACCACAUACGGUGAUGACAUUGCAUCCGAUGCACGGUGCGCAGAUUAAGCUGAGGGCACUCUGAUUAUAGGACAAUUGAAUACCUAUCGGCUAUGUUCACAAAUUACUUGUAAU